AUGCAAGUGAUUGAGAGAGUAGCUUCCACUGAUGAAGGAUGGAAUAAUGAAAGAAACAAGUCAUACAGGGUGGCCUCCGUUAUAGAAGAUGAUAGAAUAGACAAAUUGUCUCAGCAGCUAGAUCUUUUGACCACUCAACUGGGGAUUAUGGAGAUGAGACAACCUGGACCAGAACUGCAAGGAGGAGUUGAAGGUGUGAACUAUGUGCACCAAGGAGGAAAUAAUAGGAACUUCAACAACUAUCGCCCAACUAAGGUGGUGGUAACUAUAACAACUAUGGUAACAAGGUGCAUCCCAAUCUCUCAUGCUCUGCAACCACCGCCAGAGUUCACAGUGUCUAAUGGGUUGGUAGAACAACAGAAAAAGCCUAGUACUGAAGAUAUCUUGGCAGCAUUCAUGAAUCAGACUACCAAGUAUAUGGAGAAAACACACAAGUACAUGGAGUGUAAUAGUCAAAGGCUGGGGAAGGUUGAGAAUGACGUGCAAUGUUUGAACGUGCAUAUGAAGAGCAUUGACACUCAGAUUAGUCAAAUUUCUCAAGCUGUAGGUAUCCAACAUCAGCCAGGUCAAUUCCCAGCACAGACCAUAAACAAUCCCAAGGACUGCAAGACCUUAAACUUAAGGAGCGGUAAAAGCUAUGAAGGACCUUCCAUGCCUGUAGAGGAAAAGAAGAGUACUCCAGCGGAAUAUGUCAAUGCAGAAGAGAAUUCUAAGGGGAAGAACAAGGUAGACAGUCAGACAGAGAAAGAAUCAGUGCUAGAAAAGAUGCCCCCUCUGCCUAUUCCUACGACAGUCAAGGUGCCCUUCCCAUUUGAGAUGAAGAAGAAGAAGAUGGAUGAACAAUUUUCCAAAUUUCUUGAUAUCUUUAGGAAGGUGCAAAUCAGUAUACCAUUGGUGGAAGCUUUGCAAGAGAUGCCAAACUAUGCUAAGUUUUUGAAGGAUGUUGUUAGGAGUAAAGGCUGA
Salvia hispanica is the source of this 963-nucleotide messenger RNA. The record is from RefSeq and is a predicted model, not a curated record. Lineage: Eukaryota; Viridiplantae; Streptophyta; Magnoliopsida; Lamiales; Lamiaceae.